Messenger RNA from Eruca vesicaria subsp. sativa (arugula), 360 nucleotides. The record is from the annotation of a GenBank genome assembly. NCBI's taxonomy places the organism in Eukaryota, Viridiplantae, Streptophyta, Magnoliopsida, Brassicales, Brassicaceae.
AUGCUAGAAGACAGCUUUGAGAAUCUUCUCUUUAGUGUUUGUCGCUUCAGGGAGCUCACAGGGUCUUACCCACACAACAUAACAGCAAAGCCUCUCUUGCUUACAAAUUUGAACAUAACAGGAGUGAGCUAUGAUUCUAAGGAGGAGAGAUUUGGGCAUUCGCAAUGUUCAGCAAUGGGGUUUCCAGAAUCAAGAUUCUUUUACUUAGGGCCUCCAGCUUCUGUGUCAUCCAAAGAAGGCGCUCUGAAAGGUGAGGCUAUGGUUAGAGCUCAGUUUCAAGAAGAUCCAUAUGGCGUAAGAAGUUGCAGCGUGACCCUUUCCACAGCACUAUACCUUACCCUAAUGGCUGCCUUGAGAUAA